Messenger RNA from Amphibalanus amphitrite, 826 nucleotides. RefSeq lists its product as uncharacterized. The record is from RefSeq and is a predicted model, not a curated record. The transcript is spliced from 3 exons. The coding region runs from base 122 to 523 and encodes 133 amino acids. NCBI's taxonomy places the organism in Eukaryota, Metazoa, Arthropoda, Thecostraca, Balanomorpha, Balanidae.
UGCGCUUCGCUGGUUGAACUCGCUCGACGCUGGCGACGAACGGGGCCGGCGUGGACGGUGGAUCGAUUUCUUGCAGCAGUUUCAAAUCACCCCGGUUCACAAGGCUGGCAAGCACCCCGAUAUGACUAUCGCCGACUACCUAUCCAGAGUGGGCCCCAACGGUGACCUCGUGGCUUGUGUGACAGCAGGCACUCGACAGCUGGAGCCGGAUCUGUCGACCACCGUCUUCACCAUCGAGCAGCUCCGGGACGAGCAGCGGAUGGACCCGCAGAUCUCACCGGUACGCGCAGCCCUGCUCAGCGAACAAGACCUGUCAAGCUUCUCUCCGUUCGAGCUGCUCUUCGCACGGUCGGCGCGACGUCCCGAGACCUGCAUCAGCGACCCACCUGCCGCCUCCGAGACUGAGCCAGUCACGUCUGGCCACACUCCGGCGGAGGAGGUAACGCAGAGGCGACAGCUGCUCGACCAACUGCAGCGAGAUGCUCAACUGAACCUGAGGGAGCCGAGGCGUACCGACCGGUAGUCUACGUCGACGACGACGACGCGGAGUCGGACGACAGCGCGAGCCGCAGCUCCUCCAGUGACGGCGAGGCCGCUGGAGAACCAGACGGUCGUCCUCGCAGGCAUCGCGAGCCGCCGGAGCUGCUAGUCGUGGAACCCUGGCGAAAGACUUACCGUGUCGAGAAAAUAAGGAGGGGAGUGUGAUAGUAUUGUGUAACCAGGUGGGGCGCCACCUGGUGGGAUACAGUGCGCCAUCUGUACGUGACCGUGGCAACUACCCUGUGACCUGUUGGCGGCCAAUACAGUAUGAAUCGAGACGUCGUAC